AUGUCCCCCGAAAGUAAAAAGCGAACCUCGAGCCAAGCGGGGCUCUUCAAUGAGGACUGCAAUGAGACCGAUUUCAGCAUUCACAACGACAGCGACGACCAGGCUAGCACUGACCACGACAGCGGCGACGAAGACCCCACCAACGCAGGGGUCGAGUCCCGACAAGCCGAGUCUCUGAGAGAGAUCAGCGGCAACGGCCAGAAGGUACUCGACCUGCCGCCCCCUGCCGUCGACGAUGCGGGCAUCGCUGACGGAAGGCCGGGCGCGGAGAAUGACCGCGAAUCGGCGGUCGACGCGGACGAUGAACGGGAAGCCUCGCCGGUACGCGUGGUUGACGAGAAUCAGGACCACAUGCCACCAGUUGAGGCAGAUGAACACCACGAGAUCGGAGAAGCAAAGGACUUGAACCAAGAGUAUCCGGGUGCAGUAGAAGGAGACGCCGAACCGCAUCCCGAGAGAAGAAAGAUCAAAAGACGCAAGAAGUACGAAGCAGAGGCUGAUCAUUCGGAGGCCAUCCGCAACAAGUACAGAGAGAUGCGCAAGACGCGCACCCCCAUAGCCUGUGAUCGCUGCAAGAACCUGAGAAAAGAGUGCACGAGCCAUGAAGACGGCUGCUCUCAAUGCAAGGCUGCCAACCAGGCAUGCAUGCACACCGACCCGAUCACCUUGAAAUCAGAGAAACGCGGCGCUUCGGCCGAGAAGGAUAGAUUGAUAGAAUUCCUGAAGGAGGAAAAUAGAAGGUUACGUCAUCGACUCAAGCAACUUGGACACGUCGUGCCUAGGAAUCCGUUUGGAUUGGCAUACUAUCCGGGCAGUAAUCCGAGCGUGCAUUCUCGUAGUCCACCUCUCCAACCACGGAUCAGCAACAGGAACACCAGCUCCAGCAGCAGCUUAGAGAGCGACCUGAAAUACACCAGCCGAACCGGAUACCCCGAACUGCACAGCCACAAUGGGACGGGCUCCUCGAGGAGGGCCGUGAGACCCAAUGCAGAACAUACAGCCAAGGACGGUGGCGGCCAUGCUGUGUCUCCCUCCCUCAAAGGUCGACAGCGCAGUGAUGAUUCAAUAAGAAGCCCAGGAAGUCUGAACCGGUAUGGACAGAACGUCGCGGAUCUGGAGAAGAGACUAGGGCCCAGCCAGCGGGCGAAAAUCGAGAGCGCGUUUGAGAAAUACGUGCAGAACGAUCCGGACAUCCAACGCAAGCACCAGAGUUACCCGAGCCCUCCCGUGAGAGGGCACCGUACUCCCCCGGUGGCCCCUUUUAGUCCCAACUACGCCAACGCCUAUGGCGGCAACGGACCCUACUUUCCUCCGCUGCCAGCCGGGCAACAGUUUGCAGCGGCUCCUGGCUAUAUGAUGCCCCCUCCUAUGGGCUUUGUCAACCCGACUCAGUAUAUCAUGCAGCAGCCACCACUGGCACCAGGACAGCCGGCUUAUGGCUUUGGGUACAACGGCCGCAGCGAGCCUGGUGACUUCCUCAUCGACUCUCAACUGGGUCACCCCACGCAGAGCCCAGACAACAGCUUAUUCUGGGACCUGCCUGACAACGGUGAGAGUGGGUUUGACGCAGAGGACUUAGAAUUCAACUACAAGAGUCAUUUCCCAACUGAAGAAUCGACCUCGGCGUCUGCUCCCGAGCAGGCUCGACCAGGCACAUAUCGUCUCAAGCAUAUGCCGCCACAGGAGCCCUCGAGGGAGAACCCGCCUCAGAGGCCAAGAAAGAGAUAG
Aspergillus saccharolyticus JOP 1030-1 is the source of this 1728-nucleotide messenger RNA. Its product is annotated as Zn(II)2Cys6 transcription factor domain-containing protein. Gene Ontology annotation, biological process: regulation of DNA-templated transcription. Lineage: Eukaryota; Fungi; Ascomycota; Eurotiomycetes; Eurotiales; Aspergillaceae. The transcript has 3 exons. Gene Ontology annotation, molecular function: zinc ion binding; DNA-binding transcription factor activity, RNA polymerase II-specific. The record is from RefSeq and is a predicted model, not a curated record. The coding region runs from base 1 to 1728 and encodes 575 amino acids.